Messenger RNA from Pseudozyma hubeiensis SY62, 1308 nucleotides. RefSeq lists its product as hypothetical. Bases 1 to 1308 code for a protein of 435 amino acids. The record is from RefSeq and is a predicted model, not a curated record. The transcript has a single exon. Lineage: Eukaryota; Fungi; Basidiomycota; Ustilaginomycetes; Ustilaginales; Ustilaginaceae.
AUGACUCGCUCCCACAAAGCCCGCCUGGGCUUGCUCAUACUUGCCUGCGCCCUGAGUGCUUCCGCAUUACCAGUUCGAGAUGGGCCCUCAGUGUUCGCACCCAACGUUCCCCGGAAUCUGCAGGCACGUGCCAUCAUGAAGGGCGACAACUAUGUACCUCUCGGCGACACAACCGUACCGCUCUCGCCAAUCCUCCUCAUAUUCGCUGGCUUGGGUGCCGCCGCCGCAGCACUUGCAAUCGCCUUGUUGCGCAUCUUCUGCCCGUCAUUCAUGUCGAGAUCCGCUCGCAUCGUGCUCGAGGAGCGAGAACGUGCGCGGCAGGAUCUGCGGGUACGCGGUGCCAUCAGUCCACGAGGCAGUCCUGGCGGAAGCCCGUCACCAGGAGGCAGCACACCCACAUCUUUUCAUCCGCGACGAUUCCCGCCCAACAAGCCGCCACGUCCCGUUGGCCGCAACUCGCGCGGAAGCUUCACGCCCGUUGACUCUUCAACAUCGUCGCUCACCAGCAAGCAAUUUACCCACGGCUACCGCGGCACCUCCUUCUCCCUGGCCGAAGCACGCCACAACACGGACAAGUCGUAUCGAUCGAGUGUCAGCGGUAUGCAGAUGCCAGUGCUCAACUCGAGCGAAUCCAGCAGCGGCUCCUCCACUCUGCACAUGAACGCACGAGACUCCACCAUGUCCGAGCGAGCCAAGUAUCCCAUCACUGCCACCAACGAGCCAAGCUCACAUGGCAAGCGAGGCAAAGCGCUGCAGUUUGGAACCAAGUUCUUGCAACGCACCAGCUCGAUCGGCAGAGGCGCCGAUCUGCAGCGCACCCGCAGCGGCAAUCGCAACCAAGAGAUCGCAUUGGCACCGCAACCCGUCGAUCGUGUCCAGGCAGUCCAAUGGCGUCGAAGAGACUCGAACAGCCACCAUCCUCUUCAAUCAUCGGCGAGCCGACGCGAUUCGACUCUGUCGAUGCAGAGCAGCAGCGCAGAACAGAACUACUUCGACAGCAACGCCACGAGCCGCAUAGGAUCGUUCAGCAACAUGUCUGGCAAUCCGCUUCAGCCUCUCUCGAUGGCAGGAUUCGCUGCUGGCCCGCACGCGGCUCAGCCAUGGGCCAGUCCGCGAUCGACGAGCAGGUCGCCGUCGCCUGACUAUGCCUCUCCGGAUCCAGGGCGUCUGUCUGUAGCCCGUGGUGCCACCGGCAACAGUCGCAACUCGUCCGUCAGCGGUCUGCUCGAUUCCGACGGCAGCGAUCACGGCAUCACACCGCAAACGGCCGUCAUGGUCCCGACCCGUCACACCUCCACCAGGAGGUGA